Molecule: messenger RNA, 1834 nt
Organism: Tripterygium wilfordii
Lineage: Eukaryota; Viridiplantae; Streptophyta; Magnoliopsida; Celastrales; Celastraceae
Product: transcription factor NAI1-like
Exons: 6
Coding region: 1-1377 (458 amino acids)
Molecular function (GO): protein dimerization activity
Source: RefSeq, a predicted model, not a curated record
AUGGGAGAUAGAUUGAUGCUUGCAAAGAAGAACUGGUUUGGUACAAAGAGGAAGAAUAUGCAGAGGUGGCAGGUAGCCCAGCCCCCAUAUGAACAGCCAGCGGGACAUUGUCAGCAACUGUUUCACACGUGCUACUUUCAUUCAUUUGUAUGGAACGCGUACGGUACUCAGUCUUCUCUUCGCUACGGUGUGUGUACAUACAUAUACAUAUACAUAUACAUAUAUAUUAGACACUUCUUGGCCUUCCGAACAAAGUCGAGCAAAGGCUCGUUUUCUUGUUCUGCGUUUUCUUCUUCUAUUUGUACAACCAAGGUUGCUCAAAUGGAUAUCUCGGCUGGAAAAUGGUUGUCUGAACUGGGAAUGGAUGAUGUGUACUAUUCGGGGUUGGAUUACCAAUACCAAAUGAGCCCCUUUGAUUACUCCCUUCAACUUGAAUCCCUUAAUAAUUUCCACUACUCUAAUAGCAAUCACUUGGACACAAACAACUUAGCUUGUGGAUCUGCAACUGCAUCACCAGUACUGCAGGAGGCUUCUCAUCAUAUUGAUCAUGAUUAUCAAAGGCCAACAAAGCAGAUCAAGAUCAUGACCAACACUCGGAAAUCUUGCACUGAUACCAAUUAUGACAACAACAAUAUUAUAACCUCAAAGGGUUCUUCUUCUUCGUCCUCUCCUUCCUCGCAGAUUAUAUCCUUCGAUAACUCGUCUGCGGAUGCAAACAUCAUAAAGCCCAAGGUAGAGGUGGUUGAUAAUGGACUAUUUAUGCUCAACUAUCCACCAAAAUAUGAUCAAGGGACCAAUAUGGCAAUUACUGCUAGUGCUGCACCAAGUAGAAGAAGCCCUUUACAUGCCCAAGAUCAUGUCAUGGCAGAAAGGAAACGCCGAGAAAAGCUCAGCCUGCGUUUCAUUGCUCUUUCUGCUAUUGUCCCUGGCCUCAAGAAGAUGGACAAGGCUUCAGUUCUAGGAGACGCCAUUAAGUACUUGAAGCAGCUUCAGGAGCGUGUGAAGACACUAGAGGAACAAGCUUCCAAGAAAACAAUGGAAUCGGUAGUUUUUAACAAGAAAUCAGUUUAUAUGGACGACGAGAACUUGGAUACCGAAUCUGACCAUCCAUUGCCCGAAAUCGAAGCAAGAGUCUCACACAAGGAUGUGCUCAUCAGAAUCCACUGUGAGAAUCACAAAGGAUGUGUAGUGAACAUACUAAGCCAAAUGGAGAAGCUCAAACUAAGUGUUGUCAACACUAGUGUCUUGCCAUUCGGAAAUUCCACCAUGGACAUCACUGUCCUUGCUCAGAUGGAGGAAGAAUUCUCGAUGACAGUUAAGGAUCUUGUCAGAAAACUAAGGGAGGGUUUGCUCAAGUUGAUGCAGAACUCUAUCUGACUAGACAAGAUUCAUGAUCGUCACCGGCUCUACCUUAAAGUGUGUGUGUUUUUUUGAGGCCAAAAUCACCUGGAGAUUGAGAGGAAUAAUGGGCUGUGACGUCUCUACAUAUCAUCAAUAGUAGUACUGUGUUUUUUGGCUGCGUGCGGAGGUUUCCCAUUUUUGCAAGAGGGGUUUUUUUUUUGUUUGCGUGGUCAAUCUUUGACCAUGUUUUAAAUUACCCCACGUGCUGUAAAUGAAGGUGGAGAAACUUUAACAAAGCGGCCUUUUGAAUCUCUUUUUUGAGGGUUUGACUAUCAAUAGUUCAAUAAAACCUCUCUCUUUCUUAGGUCUUUCCCACCAUUGUAUUUGAGACAAUACACACACAGGCACCUUUGAUUCGUCUUUGUGGAGAUUUUGGUUAAAAAGAGUCUUUAACAUUUGUCUCAAAAUGUUAUCUACCUAUGAUUUUAUCUUU